This is a messenger RNA of Haliotis rubra (blacklip abalone), 1277 nucleotides long. Its product is annotated as CD151 antigen-like. Gene Ontology annotation, cellular component: membrane. The record is from RefSeq and is a predicted model, not a curated record. Bases 113 to 916 code for a protein of 267 amino acids. The transcript has 8 exons. NCBI's taxonomy places the organism in Eukaryota, Metazoa, Mollusca, Gastropoda, Lepetellida, Haliotidae.
GUGGAUUCACCCGUAAGAAUGAGGCUACGUUUCCACUGCGUUCACUGAACACACCCGGGGCAGUUGGUACUGGAUACUCGCUCAGGCACAGGCAGACAAAGAAACAGGCACAAUGGUGAAGGGAACAUGGCCAACAUGUGCGAAGUACACGCUCAUAGUUUUCAACUUUCUUUUUAUGGUCGCUGGUAUGGCGGGAGUUGUGCUUGGUAUUCUCACAAUUGUUGACAAACCGUUACUGAACUACCUGGGAAACAUAGACUCCAGUGGAACAACCCAAGGCGUGAUAUCAAGUGGCUCGUAUGCUAUCAUUGUCGGGAGCUGCAUCAUAAUUCUCUUCGCCAUCUUUGGCUGCUGCGGAGCUUGCAGGGAGAGCAAGUGCCUUCUCGGAGUGUAUAUCGGCCUACUCUGUAUCACCUUGAUCGUGCAAAUAGUUGCAGGGGCCUUGGCCGCGUACUUCAGAACACAGGCUGAGGCGGAAGUAAAGGGCUGGCUCCUGGACCAGGUCAAAUCUCAGUACGACGGCAGAGGGGACACACAGUUCCAGUUUGGAAAGGCGCUUGAUUUUGCGAUGGUCGAGUUUGAAUGCUGUGGAAUAAACAACUAUAGCGACUUUAAAGACACGGCUGCCAACUGGACCGAGCGAAGAUCCAGAAUCAUCCCUAUUGCUUGCUGCAAGCUGGACAAGCCAAAGUUUUACAGCACUAACCUGUUCAUAGUGAACGAUACCACCUGCACCACUGCUCCCACCUAUAUCAACUCUAAUAUUGCCACUCCAUGCUAUGACAAGAUUCUAGAUCACAUAGUGACGCAAGCCAUCUACAUCAUUUUCAUCGCUUUUCUAAUUGUGGCUUUAGAGGUCCUGGGGAUUGUAUUUGCGUGUUGCCUGAUUCGGAAAAUAGGGGAUUCCAAGGUCUGAGAGACCCGUGUGCACGAACUCAUUCGUACAUACUUGCCUUCAACGUCUUGUGUAAUAUUUCAUAACUGUGUGCAUCGGUUCAUCACCCUCGACGGGUCGCCUGCAUGGAUCAGUCUCCAUGCUUAUCUUUUUUAACAAAAUAUUCGAGAAUAUUCCUUUACGUGCAGUAAUGUGUAGGAAGAAAUGUGUGUCUUCACACACGGUGACAUGAGAACACAAACAUUAUAUGAACGAGUACCUUUCUGAUGAAACAACGGCCCAAGUUCUAUUCGUGCUGAAUUAUAUUGAGGACCAACCCAGCUCGUCGCAUCAGGAUCGGGGUUAAUUUGUUGCUGGAUAUAUAGUUAACUGUUUGAGGGAU